UAUAAAAAAAAAUAUGGCCGCGAUGUUAAUGAGUCUGCUAUGCAGCUAAGUUCAGUAAAAUGCUAGCCUAAAGGCAAAGGCCGCCUAAAGUCUCUUCACUGAUUAUUAAUAUUAUUAGUAAUAUUAGUGAUAGUGAUAACUGAGAUGAUGAUCUAGAUCUAGGACACACUAGCAAGGAAUGGCUCAGUGUGUGGGCACCAAGGUUAAGUGUGGGGCCGCUGUUUUUGUGAGAACUCUACACACAUUUGUUGUGCUUGGAGUGCCAACAACUUUACUUUUCAAGAACUCAAUCCUCCAGCACAGUUUGCUAUCUGGUGAACAUGUGGUUGUUGGUGUGCUGUACAUCUUAAUGAUGCUGUGGUCCCUGGCUAUGUAUUACCUGACCUGCCUCACCAACCCUGGCUACAUUGUCAUCAGUAAACAGAACAAAGCCUCCAUGACCCACCACCUCCAGAUGAAAGAGACAGCCACCAGUGAUGAUGACUUUGAUAUGGCUGAUGAAGACAUGGAGGUAGCCAGACCUGCGGAUGAUGUGGAGGAUGGGACUGAGGAGAAUGGUCACAUGCUGUCCAGCAAGCCAGGCAUCAAGUAUCGGGUGUGUGACUACUGUGAGAUCAUGCAACCAAUGAGGGCCAAGCACUGUGAGGACUGCAACAAGUGUGUCAGGAAGUUUGACCACCACUGCCCAUGGCUGGAGGCGUGUAUAGGGGAGAGAAAUCACCGCUACUUUUGGCUGUUCCUCCUCUCAACAUUUGUGCUCAUUGCCUGCACCUUCUACAUCACAUGGAAUGCCUUUGAAUUCCGCUUGUUUUGGUCUGACUGGAUAGAAACCAAUGCCAUCCUGUUUAUUGAUGUUUUCAUCCUCUUCAUUGGUGGGAUGGUGGUCAUGGGGCUACUGGGCUUUCAUAGCUACCUCAUGUUUAAGGGUUUGACAACCUGGGAGGCUGCUUCAAGGGAGAGAAUCACCUACCUCAAGUACCUGGAUGAGGAUUAUAACCCCUUUAAUGAGGGCUUGUGUAGAAACUUGUACCAGUUUCUAUUUGCUUGCAGAUUCAGAAAGUGGGAAAAGGUGUAUGCGCAGAAAGCUAGGGGGGCUAAUGGGCUUGUAUAAAAAUAAAG
Molecule: messenger RNA, 1119 nt
Organism: Physella acuta
Lineage: Eukaryota; Metazoa; Mollusca; Gastropoda; Physidae
Product: palmitoyltransferase ZDHHC12-B
Biological process (GO): peptidyl-L-cysteine S-palmitoylation; protein targeting to membrane
Cellular component (GO): Golgi apparatus; endoplasmic reticulum
Molecular function (GO): protein-cysteine S-palmitoyltransferase activity
Source: RefSeq, a predicted model, not a curated record